AUGGCUCCCACUACUCCCGCAACUCACGACUCAGCCCUGGCUCAGCCAGCAUCCAACGCAGCCCCCCAAGCAACAUCGGCGCUCCCCACCGGCAUCGCAGGGGAGAUAUCCGCCUCUGACCUCGCCGCCAUCCAGAAUCUGGCUCUCGAUCAGAACCAAAUCAUGCACCUUUUGCGAUCGUUGCCCGGAGUGUUCAAACAGAUCCCCAGCAACUCCAAUCCCAAGGAAGACGCCGCGCAGGCAUUGUCCAACCUUUCGCAGACACCCUUCGUCCCACCACACUUUAUGCCUCCUCCCGGUAACGGUCUACCAGGCAUUAACGACCCCGGCCCGUCGUCUCACCCCCGCGGCCCACCUGGUCUCGGACAGCUGAGCAGUGUAGCAAUGCAGGCAGCCCCAGCGUCCGUUCAGCAGCCUCAACAGCAGUCACCACAGCAAUCAGGCGCAGACGACCACAAAGACCACGAAAACGCUUCAGGUGGCUCUGUCGACGGCGGCUCACCGGCGGCGCCGACGACCCCAGCUGCUUCUGCGAGCACGGGCGGACGUAGAGGCGCGAGAAGCGCAGCUAUGGGUAGCGAUGAGUGGAGUCGACAAAGAAAAGAUAAUCACAAAGAAGUCGAGCGCCGUAGACGAGGGAAUAUCAAUGAAGGCAUCAAUGAGCUCGGGCGGAUCGUGCCCAAUGGUUCGGGUGAAAAGGCGAAAGGCGCUAUUCUAUCUCGCGCGGUUCAAUAUAUCCAUCACCUUAAAGAGAACGAGGCGCGGAACAUUGAAAAGUGGACGCUGGAGAAGUUGCUUAUGGACCAGGCUAUGGGCGACUUGCAGGCCCAGCUGGAGGAGGUGAAGAGGAUGUGGGAUGAGGAGAGGCUUGCUAGGCAACGUUUGGAGAAUGAGUUGGCUGCGUUUAGAGGGAUGGGUGGUGCGUCCAAGGAGGACGGUGGCGCGGGUACUAAGCGACGGAGCGUUGAUAAUCCUUCUGGUGCUGGCGAGUCGGAAGGGGAUAGGGAUGGGAAGCGACAGAAAACGGAGUGA
Messenger RNA from Laccaria bicolor S238N-H82, 1032 nucleotides. RefSeq lists its product as uncharacterized. Gene Ontology annotation, molecular function: protein dimerization activity; DNA-binding transcription factor activity. The transcript has 3 exons. The record is from RefSeq and is a predicted model, not a curated record. The coding region runs from base 1 to 1032 and encodes 343 amino acids. Gene Ontology annotation, cellular component: nucleus. Lineage: Eukaryota; Fungi; Basidiomycota; Agaricomycetes; Agaricales; Hydnangiaceae.